Phialemonium atrogriseum is the source of this 1303-nucleotide messenger RNA. RefSeq lists its product as uncharacterized. The record is from RefSeq and is a predicted model, not a curated record. The transcript is spliced from 6 exons. Gene Ontology annotation, molecular function: acetylpyruvate hydrolase activity. Bases 265 to 1146 code for a protein of 293 amino acids. NCBI's taxonomy places the organism in Eukaryota, Fungi, Ascomycota, Sordariomycetes, Cephalothecales, Cephalothecaceae.
CGACCAGCCUAACUGCCGAUCCACACAAAAACCCCCCAAUGCUCCGAGGCCGGAGGUCCGUCGGAGCAGCGGAAAUCCCGUCAUCUUGUUUCCGGAACCUACAACGGGGUUUUGCCGAGAUCAGUGUCGUCAGAGGCACAGCUAUCUUCCGAGACCCCGCAUAGAUAGGGAUCAAAAUAUUGAACUUGUAACUUCAACAUACGAGGAAGACAGCGUCAGCCCAGUAAUACCAAUUUUUUUUUUCCCCUUUCGAAUUCGCCCAGAAUGGCCGCAGCUUCAUUCACGCGCCUCGUGCGCUUCGUGCCUAAGUCGGGCCCAUCGCGGAUCCUCAUCGGCCAGCCCGUCAAGCCCGACGUCGACGUCGGCCUCGCCGUCCGCAGGGGCGAGGACGUGGCCGUCAGCGUCUUCUCCGGCGACUCGGUCCUGUCUGCGGGUACCGCCACCGGUGCCACCGAGACCAUCGACCGCAUCCUGUCGCCACUGACCCAGAACGAGGUCGGCACGAUCAGGUGCAUUGGCCUGAACUACAAGGAGCAUGCCGCCGAAGCUAAGAUGGCCAUACCGGAUACGCCCACCCUCUUUUGCAAGCCCAGCACGAGUCUCGCCGACCCGUGGCCGGCGCCGACGGUCCUCCCCAAGAUUACCCAGGUCGACGACUGCGGCGACUAUGAGUCCGAGCUGGCGGUCGUGCUCGGCAAGACGGCCAAGAACGUGAGCGAGGCCGACGCAAUGGACUACGUCCUGGGCUACACGGCCUGCAACGACGUGUCGAGCCGGUCCUCGCAGUUCUCACAGUCGCAGUGGUGUUUCUCCAAGGGCUUCGACGGCGCGUGCCCAAUUGGCCCGACCCUCGUGUCCAAGGACUUGAUCCAGGACCCCUCGAAGCUCCGCCUCCGUGGCCUCAAGAACGGUGAAGUCCUCCAGGACUGCGGCAUCGAUGACCUCAUCUUCAGCAUCCCCAAGAUAAUCAGCUUCCUGUCCCAGGGCACGACCCUGCCGGCGGGCACGCUCAUCAUCACUGGAACACCCGCCGGCGUCGGCGUGGGCCGGACCCCCAAGGUGACGCUGCGAGACGGGGACGAGUUUGCGGUCGAGAUCCUGCCGCAUGUGGGGACGCUUGUCAACGUGUUCAAGAACGAGGAGUAAAUGGGUUGUGUCUGUGUUUAAUUAUGUUUUUCUUUCUGGGAAAGGUACAGCUGUACUGGAAUAAGGUAAAUGCUCGUGCCAGCAAUGGAGAAUAGACGGACAAAUACGUGUAAAAGCGACGCCCUUGAUAUUAUUGAUAACAUAUCGGAAGCGUGCC